AUGCAUACUUCCUUUCUGUAUCGCCGCGCCUACCAUUCCUCGGCCACGCCGAUCAAAUCUGCUUCUUAUCUGCUAGCCUUUCCCUCGCGAAGUGCACAGAUCCUCACCCCAUCAUCUCGUCUUUGUUUCAGCUCGUCUUCCGCGCGCUGCAUCCCACGUCAACGUCCUUUCUCCACUACCCCAUUCCAGGAACCUCGGAAGGCCUCGACGGGCUGGGCGAUCACGUUCACGGUUCUUCUCGUCUGUGGAGGAGUUUGGCUACAGGAUAAAUAUCGUGCCUUCAGAACCGAAUCCCCUCCUCAAUUGACCGCUCCCGAACCCAAGUUACUUGAAGACCAAGAUCUCUUUCUCGGCGUUAUCGACACUCUCAAGACAAUGUCUACCGAAGCCGCCCCCGGAACCGUGGGCAACCUCACCCCGGAACAAGAGGUCAAGCUCCAGGAGUUCUACGUCCUCUUGUUCAAGGUGUGCGGUGUCCAGAUGGACGGUAUCGGAGAAACCGAAGAGCGUCCUCCUAGUCCCGUACAAGAAAAGAAACCACCACCACCCAAGAAAAGAUGGACGUUGUGGGGUGGCUCCCAGGAACCGGAGCCCGCAUCAACGAGUAGCGCUACAACUGGACUCGCUUCACUCAGUAUCACUGAUGGAGAUGACAAGUUCGGCACGUCGAAGGAGUUCCAGAAGGCUCUUACCGAGAUCAAACCCGAGGACAUGCGGACUGCAUUCUGGAACAUGGUCAAGCAGGAUAACCCGGAUAGCUUGCUGCUGCGUUUCUUACGGGCACGGAAGUGGGACGUAAAGAAAGCGCUCAUGAUGUUGAUUUCAACUAUCAGCUGGAGGUUGCAAGAGGCAAAGGUGGACGAUGACAUCAUGGUCAAUGGCGAACAUCUUGCUUUGGAGCAGCUCAAGAGCAAGGAUCCUGCCGAAAAAAAGAAGGGCGAAGAUUUCAUGAAGCAAUUCCGCCUAGGCAAGAGUUUCCUUCACGGUGUUGAUAAGAGUGGUCGCCCGAUCUGCUAUGUUCGAGUCCGCUUGCACCGUGCUGGUGACCAAAACACUGAUGCUUUGGACCGAUUUACUGUGUAUACCAUUGAGACUGCACGGAUGAUGCUUGCUCCUCCCGUUGAGACUGCUUGUGUCAUUUUCGAUAUGACGGACUUUGCGCUUGCGAACAUGGACUAUCACCCCGUUAAAUUCAUGAUUAAAUGCUUUGAGGCAAACUACCCAGAAUCCUUGGGAGUGGUACUCAUCCACAAAGCUCCUUGGAUCUUCUCCAGUAUCUGGAGCGUCAUCAAGGGCUGGCUUGACCCCGUCGUCGCGGCAAAGAUCCAAUUCACAAAGAACGCCGAUGAACUCGAGCAAUUCAUACCCAAGUCACGCAUCAUCAAAGAGCUCGAAGGUGACGAAAACUGGGAAUAUAAAUACGUUGAGCCUAAGGAGGGCGAGAACGAAAAGAUCAAGGAUACCGCCAAGCGCGAUGAACUAAUUGCCCAGCGCCAAAAGCUCGCCAAGGAGCUCGAAGAGUCGACAGUCUCUUGGAUCAUCGCCGCUAGGAAGAAGGAGGAAAGCAACACCAAGGAAGUCACUAAGAAGAGAAACGACCUCAUCGGGCGCCUGCGCACCCAGUACUGGCAACUGGACCCUUACGUCCGUUGCACUGGUCUAUAUGACCGACUAAACAUCCUCCAGGGCGGGGGGAAGAUCGAAUUCUAUCCCGAGUCUACUAAGGAAAAUGAGGCCCCUAAGGAAAACGGAACUAAUGGCGAGGCUGCGAAAGCCGCGUAA
Messenger RNA from Aspergillus puulaauensis, 1782 nucleotides. Its product is annotated as CRAL-TRIO domain-containing protein. The record is from RefSeq and is a predicted model, not a curated record. The transcript has 4 exons. Lineage: Eukaryota; Fungi; Ascomycota; Eurotiomycetes; Eurotiales; Aspergillaceae. The coding region runs from base 1 to 1782 and encodes 593 amino acids.